AUGAGUUACUUCCUUGGUAAAUUGACUGGUGAAAUUCCUUCCUUGUUGAUCUAUCCAUUGGUCUUUGUUACUUUCUGGUAUAUCCUCGUUAAUCCUGAAGCUGAAUUCUACACAUACUAUGGACUCUUCUUAUUAUUCGAAAUUGUUUUCAGUUCUCUUGGCUAUUUCAUUUCAGUUUUCGUUCAAAGAACUCAUGCUGAAUUUGUUGGUGUAAUGUACAUUAUUUUGUGUGCCUUGUUGGGUGGUGUUCAACCAACAGUUCGUACCAUGUCUAAGGAAUGGUAUACAUUGGUUUUGGUUUGUUCUUCUCCAGUGAGAUGGGCUGUCGAAUUAAUGUACACUGUUGAAAUUAGAAAGUAUCAAGAAAGUAAUCAAAAUGUUGCUACUGCUUUGGAGAAUUAUGGUUUCUCCUAUAAGGCCUACUAUAUUUCACCAAUUAUCUUGAUUGCUAUCACUAUCAUUUUCUUGGUAUUAUCAUUCGUUGGUUUGGUUAUGAGAGAUCCACAAGCUGUCGAAAGAAUCAAGACUCUCACUAGAGUUUACAUUAGAAAGGGUAAGAGAAAGUUGAAGAAAUUGAAGAGUGAAAGAAAGAAGCCUGGUGACUAUGUCUUCCAACAAGAAAGUGAAAUUCAAGUUCUCGAAGAUGGUGAAGAAAGUGAAUCAGAUGAAGACGACGAAUUGUUAUUGCAACAAGAUGAAGUCUAUCAACCACCAUCCAUGCAACAAGAUCAACAAUAA
Naegleria gruberi is the source of this 738-nucleotide messenger RNA. RefSeq lists its product as uncharacterized. NCBI's taxonomy places the organism in Eukaryota, Heterolobosea, Eutetramitea, Acrasida, Naegleriidae. Gene Ontology annotation, molecular function: ABC-type transporter activity. The coding region runs from base 1 to 738 and encodes 245 amino acids. The transcript has a single exon. Gene Ontology annotation, cellular component: membrane. The record is from RefSeq and is a predicted model, not a curated record.